AUGCAUCAGCCGGCCUGCUUUGUUGAUCCCACCAAACCUGAUCAUGUGUGUCUCCUCAAGAAGUCCAUGUAUGGCUUAAAGCAAUCACCAAGGGCGUGGUAUCAACGUUUUGCGCAGUUUGCAACCAAGAUAGGAUUCACUCAAAGCAAAUGUGAUCCAUCUUUGUUCAUUUUGCGUCACGGCUCUGGUUUUGCUUAUUUGCUCCUCUACGUGGACGACAUCAUUCUUACUGCAUCGACACCAUCCCUUAUCAGGUCUAUCAUAUCCUCUCUUAAGUCUGAAUUUCCAAUGUCUGAUCUCGGUUUUCUUCACUAUUUUCUUGGCAUUGCUGUUCGCAGAGACAAAAAUGGCUUGUUCAUGGAUCAACGGAACUACGCGGCGGAUAUCCUUCAUCGUGCUAAUAUGACAAACUGCAAACCGUGUCGUACCCCGGUGGAUACUGCAGCCAAACUAGAAGCAGCCAUCGGUGAGCCGGUCGCAGAUCCAACGUUGUACCGGAGUCUGGCCGGCGCUCUCCAAUAUCUCACAUUCACUCGACCGGACAUCGCUUACGCAGUACAACAGAUAUGUCUGUAUAUGCAUGAUCCACGAGAACCACACUUCAGUGCCUUGAAACGCAUUCUCCGCUACCUCAAAGGCACCAUUUCACAAGGUCUUCAUAUCACACCGUCGAAGACCACGACUCUGACGGCUUACAUUGAUGCUGAUUGGGGAGGUUGUCAGAACACACGGCGUUCAACCUCCGGCUACUGUGUGUACCUUGGUGACAAUCUCAUCUCCUGGUCCUCAAAACGUCAACCUACGGUCUCUUGUUCCAGUGCUGAGGCUGAAUACCGCGGUGUCGCUAAUGUUGUCGCUGAAACGAUAUGGGUACGUAAUCUUCUGCUCGAGAUACAUUGUCCAAUUCAAACAGCCACCAUUGUUUACUGUGACAACGUUAGUGCGGUGUAUCUCUCCACCAAUCCCAUUCAACACCAGCGCACAAAACAUGUUGAGAUGGACAUCCAUUUUGUAAGAGAAAGGGUCGCUCUUGGCCAGGCUGGAGGACAUGCAUGUUAUCACACCAGAUGCCCGAACGGAGCCGGAAUGAUACAAGUCCGUCAAGAUCUUGCUCCUGGUUUACCUCUCGCGAAUAAAUAUAUUGAUAUUGACAUCGCCAUAUUGAAGGACAAAAGCAACGGGAACUGGUGGCUUUACGUGGCCGGGAAACAAGUUGGUUUCUGGCCAUCGAGCAGGUUCAAAGUAAGCUCCGGGACGAUGGUAGAAUGGGGAGGUGCAGUGUACAGUCCGCCAUCGUCUCCAAGUCCUAUGAUGGGUACCGGUCGUUUUCCGCAGGGGAACCCUCACCUCGACUCCUAUAUCCGUUUAAUCUCGAUAAUCGACGGAGACUAUAAGGAGGAUAAAAAGGUGAAUAACAUUUAUUCUUAUUCAGACAGCAACCAUGGCUAUAAAGUGAGAGACGCGACGAAGACAUGGUGGAGUCAUACAGGUCAUAUUAUCUUAUAUGGAGGCCCCGGGGGAAUUUAG
Molecule: messenger RNA, 1527 nt
Organism: Microthlaspi erraticum
Lineage: Eukaryota; Viridiplantae; Streptophyta; Magnoliopsida; Brassicales; Brassicaceae
Source: the annotation of a GenBank genome assembly